Messenger RNA from Sinocyclocheilus grahami, 2320 nucleotides. RefSeq names its product intraflagellar transport protein 81 homolog. The coding region runs from base 229 to 2160 and encodes 643 amino acids. Gene Ontology annotation, molecular function: tubulin binding. The transcript has 17 exons. Gene Ontology annotation, biological process: cilium assembly; intraciliary transport. The record is from RefSeq and is a predicted model, not a curated record. NCBI's taxonomy places the organism in Eukaryota, Metazoa, Chordata, Actinopteri, Cypriniformes, Cyprinidae. Gene Ontology annotation, cellular component: intraciliary transport particle B; ciliary basal body.
GUUAGCAACCAGGCCUUGUGUGACAACGGUUCCUAGGCAGAAUUUGUUGUUGAUGUGUUAGCGGUACACACAGCUACACAGCGUAUACAAGUGUUUAUCAUUUUCAUUUAGCUAAAGUCAAAUAAAAAACGACGUUCUGUGACAGCGCUCGGAGAACUAAGUUAUACUUCGAUAAUUAGCUCGAAAAUUAGCGAACGUUAGUUGAAAACCCACAAACUACUCUCCAAGAUGAGCGAACAGCUCAAACUGAUCGUUGAACAGCUGAACGGGGAGCCUUUUAAGAAAAACUUCAAUCUCAUUACAUUUGACUCUCUGGAGCCAAUGCAGUUACUGCAGACUUUAAAUGAUGUUCUGGCUGAAAUUGAUCCAAAGCAAGCCAUUGAUAUACGUGAGGAAAUGCCUGAGCAGACGGCUAAGAGAAUGUUUACUCUUCUUGGGAUGCUGAAAUACAAACCUCCUGGAGGAAUGUCUGAAGUAAGCAGUUUUCGUCAGGGUUUGGUGAUCGGCAGUAAGCCUGUGGUGCACCCCAUCUUGCACUGGCUGUUACAGAGGAUUCCAGAGCUGAAGAAGAGAGCGUACCUGGCCAGGUUCCUCGUCAAACUAGAGAUUCCUGCUGAGUUUCUCCAAGAUGAUAUCAUUGCUGAGACCUUCCACCAGUAUGAGGAGCUGGUGGGGGGAUUCAAGAACAUCCACAAAGAGUGUGAACAGCUGAAGAGCUCAGGUUUCUCCACCGCUGAGAUUCGACGGGACAUUGUUGCAAUGGAGGAGGAGAAGGAUCAACUCAUAAAAAGGGUGGAGCGGCUUAAAAAGAGGGUAGAGGCAGUGUCAACCCAUCAACGCAUGCUGGAACUGGCCAGACAGCUAAGAGUGGAAAAAGAAAGAGAAGAAUCUCUUGCUCAUCAGAAACAGGAGCAGAAGAACCAGCUCUUCCAGGCAGAGCAGAGACUGCAGAGAUGUCAGAUCCAGCUUAAAGACUUGCAGCAGGCAGCCGCAGAUGAAAAGCCAGAGAGUAAGUUGCUAUACUUAAAGACACCUGUCCCAGAAUCACUCACUCUGUGUAAGCAUGGGUCAUGGAUCAGAGAAACCAACACAGAGAUCAACCAUCUGAUUGAGAAGAGGAUGAUGCGUAACGACCCAAUGGAUGAUAAACUCUCUUUGUUCAGACAGCAGGCUGCUAUUAUAGUCCGUAAGAAGGAAACCAAGGUGGAGGAGUUGCAGGAGGCCCGUGAGGAGUUGGCAGCUGUGGAGAGAGAACUGAACAUGAAGAGCAGUCAGGCACGAGAGCGGGGUGGAGCAGAGCUGAUCCGUGGAGAUGAGUUUAAGCGAUAUGUGGCCAAGAUGCGUGGCAAGAGCAGCACUUAUAAGAAGAAACGCCAGGAGAUUGCUGAGCUGAAGGUGGAGUAUGGUGUUCUACAGAGGACUCAAGAGAUCCUGAGAGAGCGACACACAGCUGGACAACAGCAGCUGCAAUCUCUGGAGGCUCAGCGGGGGAUCUUGGGCUACAGCGAUACUCAGGAAGAGCUGGAGAGAGUCUCCGCUAUCAAGAGCGAGCUGGACGAGAUGAAGGGACGAACGCUGGACGAUAUGUCUGAAAUGGUAAAGAAGCUGAAUUCGGUGAUAGCAGAGAAGAAGUCUGCUCUGUCUCCUCUGAUAAAGGACCUGAGAGCUUUAAGACAGGAACACGCAGAGCUCGCUCCAGAGUUUGAGCAAAAGAAGGCUCAGUAUGACACCUGUGCUGCAGGACUGGAGAGCAACAGGUCCAAGUUGGAACAGGAAGUGAGGAUGCUCAGGGAAGAGAUGGCACAGGAAGAAAGCCGAUAUCAUCACAUUAACUGCAUGAGAGAGAUUAUUGAGAGUCAAAUGGAGAGGGCAGCAGAUCAGAGUAAGAUCAAUCAGUCAAUGGACUUACAGGUGCGGAGGACGGCUCUCAGAGAGAAGUACAUCGCGAACACGGCGGACCAGGAGUCCUUGGGCAAGGGUCUACGUCAGCAGGUGAAGCAGGUGCGAGAGAACCAGGAGCCCAAUAUGAGACAGAUGAAGAUGUGGAAGGACCUGGAGACUCUGUUGGAGUGCAAGAAGCAGUGCUACCUCAAGGCUCAGAGCCAGGCCCCUAUUGGGCACGUCAUCCAGGAUGUUGGCAAGGAUAUGCUUGUUCUGUGAUGCCAUUUCCCUUGUAAAAGUAGUUUUUCUGGUCAUUAUUAUAUGAAUUAUAUAAAUAACUGUAUACAUUGUUAAAUAUGUAAAGUUGUGUGUAUGUUAAUUUGUAUAAUAAGGAAUAGUUCACCCAAAAAUGAAAAUUUGCUAAAAAAAUUACUUUCUC